Molecule: messenger RNA, 2094 nt
Organism: Salvia miltiorrhiza (redroot sage)
Lineage: Eukaryota; Viridiplantae; Streptophyta; Magnoliopsida; Lamiales; Lamiaceae
Product: protein DAMAGED DNA-BINDING 2
Exons: 11
Coding region: 126-1796 (556 amino acids)
Biological process (GO): DNA repair; response to UV
Cellular component (GO): nucleus; Cul4-RING E3 ubiquitin ligase complex
Molecular function (GO): protein binding; damaged DNA binding
Source: RefSeq, a predicted model, not a curated record
AAAAAAAAGUGCCUUUUUGUCUCCAAAGUCGGUCAAUUAAAGAGUUAUAAAUUCAUUAAAACUUCGCCCUUUGUUUGUUCUUUAUUUUUCUUCCACAUUCUGUAAUUUCACUGAGAGUUUUGAAAAUGGCGCCGCAGACGAGGGGCUCUUCGUUCCCGAAAAUCGUGAUUGAGAGAGACUCCGACACCGAAGAAAGUUCAGAAGAAGAGCUAGAACAAGACGAAGACGAAGAAGAUGUUGACGAUGAAGUCCAGAACCACGCCGGAGAGGGGUCGGAUGAAGAUCAAGUAGAGGAGAAGGAUGAGGCGUCGACGUCGACGAAGAGGAAAAAAGACCUCAUCACUCUCAAGAGAGUCUGCAAAGUGUGUAAGAAGCCGGGUCAUGUAGCCGGGUUUCAGGGCGCCACUUACAUUGACUGCCCUAUGAAGCCAUGUUUCCUUUGCAAAAUGCCUGGGCAUACCACGAUGACAUGCCCGCACAGAGUGGCUACUGAGUUUGGGGUUUCGCCUGCACCCUUGAAGACCUCUCAUAGUUCGUUGAAGUAUCUUUUCGAGCGCCAACUUAGGUGUCGUGUGCCUGCGAUGAAGCCAGCAUUUGUGAUUCCAAAUAAAGUGAACUGUGCAGUAAUUAGAUAUCAUAGCAGGCGUGUUACAUGUUUGGAGUUCCACCCGUCAAAAAACAACGUUCUUAUAUCUGGUGACAAGAAAGGACAGCUUGGAGUUUGGGAUUAUGGGAAGGUGCACGAGAGGAUAGUAUAUGGAAACAUACAUAGCUGCAUAUUGAAUAACAUGAAGUUUAAUCCGUUAAAUGAUGGAACAGUUUAUGGUGCCUCUUCAGAUGGAACAGUCAGCAGCACUGAUUUAGAAACUGGAAUUUCGUUGUCAUUGGUCAACCUCAAUCCUAGUGGGUGGCAGGGACCUAGCAGUUGGAGGAUGCUCUAUGGUCUUGAUAUGAACUCUGACAAAGGAAUUUUGCUUGCUGCAGAUAAUUUUGGGCUUCUCUAUAUGAUUGAUGCGCGCUCUAACAAAGUGACAGGAAAGCCUAUAUUGAUUCACAAGAAAAAAAGCAAAGUUACUGGUUUACACUGUCAUCCUCUCCAACCAGAUCUCCUUUUAAGUUGUGGCAACGAUCACUUCGCUCGCAUAUGGGACAUUCGACGACUUGAAGAUGGUUCUUCUAUUUAUAAUCUUCAACACAAGCGUGUUGUGAAUUCAGCCUAUUUUUCCCCGCAAAGUGGUAGCAAAAUACUUACCACGUCACAGGACAACAGGAUUCGUGUAUGGGAUUCCAUCUUCGGAGAUUUGGACUCUCCAAGCCGAGAGAUUGUGCACAGUCAAGAUUUCAACCGACACUUGACUCCGUUCCGAGCUGAAUGGGAUCCAAAGGAUUUCUCAGAGUCCCUCGUUGUUGUUGGGCGUUACAUAAGUGAAAACUUCAAUGGAGUAGCCUUACAUCCCAUAGAUUUCAUAGACAUCACUAAUGGUCAGUUAGUCGCUGAGGUGAUGGAUCCUAAUAUAACGACAAUCACUCCUGUAAAUAAGCUACAUCCACGCGACGAUGUCUUGGCAUCUGGUAGUUCCAGGUCCAUCUUCAUCUGGAAGCCACAAGAAAAUGCUGAGCAAGAGCGUGGAUGGGAUGUUAAUCGUCGGAUCAUUUUAUGCGGAAAGGGUGAAAAAUCACGGAAAGGGAAGCUCGAUGAUGACAGUGGAGAUGACGAUAUGUUCGACUCCAAGAGCUCGAAGAGCAAGAAAAUUCACGUAAAAUAUAAGUUACAUGGUGGUAAGAGGAAAUGUUGAUUUUUGGGUAGGGUCUGGGGGAAGUGGCAAUACAAAUAUUUUGUGUACAAAAUAGGGUAACGUAGUGAUUAGAGGAGUUAAAUGGACAGGACCAGCCCGGUUAAUGUGAGAAAUUGGCAGGUCUGAUGCAUCGAGCUCAUAUUUUUGCGCCUAUAAAAACAUUGUCCAAGUCCCUCUAAAAACCCAGUUGCGCCAUGUUUAACAGUUCUAGUAAUAUUUGUGUUUCUACUUAUAUCAUGCAUAUAAAACUUUUUUAUUUUCGUUUGUUCUGUAAGAAAAUAUCAUGUCUAUUUUAAAA